AAGUAACCUUUGGAAGGACGCUUUGACAUGGUACUGAAACAUUGUCACUCGCGUUUCUGGAUAUUUAAUUUUAAUCACUUAGAGAAACGACAUGAAGCUGCUUUUCGUCCAAACAAAGUUAGCUUGUGCGUACAAGAGCUAUCAGGCACUAAAAAGGUGGCAGCCAUCCACACCUCAAAUCUGCGACGUUUGUGCACUCCAUCAUUUUUAAGCAGCUUCGAGCGGCCGAGAUGGAGACGAGCUCCAGGACUGAAGUUAAAAGAUAAACUCCCAGAUGUGAGACUAAAGGCCAUUCGAGAGCUAAAUACUUCUGUUAAGGCCCUCCAAUAUGACAUAAAACCAGAAGUACCAAAGACUGAAGGCCGGAGGAUGUUUUUUGACACUCACGCUGUUGUGAGAAUCCUUGAAGACAAUGGUUUCACUCCUCAACAAGCUGAAGUAAUUGUUAAGUUGCUACUACGGACAACUAACUCAAAUUUGGACAUUAUUUACAGUGACAUGGUAACCAAAGUGCAGCAGGAAAUCGUGUUGCAGCAGGUGAUGUCUAAAAUAGUAGCGGUGAAGAAGGACAUGAUCAUCCUGGAGAAGAGCGAGUUCUCCGCACUUCUUGCAGAAAAUGAGAGACUGAAGAUCCAUCUACAGCAGCAGAAGGUCCAGUUGGCUGACGUGAUGAAUAAAGUGCGCUCAAACAACGUUCUGGACAUGAACUCGGAGAAAAGUCGUGUAAAAAUAAUGAAAGCGGAGCACGAGAAGAAGCUUCUGGAAACGAGAACGGAGAUCAAGGAAAUGACGGCGGAGCAGGACGGUCGUCUGACUGAAACCAACAUGAAAAUCGACACGGAGGUUGCUGGUUUGAAAACCAUGUUGGAGGCUCAUAAACUGGAUACUAUAAAGUAUCUUGCAGGUUCGGUGUUCACCUGCCUCACCGUGGUUCUCGGCUUUUAUCGGAUCUGGAUGUGAAUUUGGACCGCUGACCUCACAGCGUCGCUCUUCUUCGUGUUUCAUUUGAGGCGUUGGGUGUUUGUUCUUCAAAACUUAGGGGCAGAAAGUUUGGUGCUUUUUUUUUUUUUUUUUACCUGCUGACAUUAGAGGAGUGCAGGACUACGUCUGGGUCAGAACAAAACCCGGGAAAAGGUUUUACAAAACCACAAAGAGCUCGGAUAAUAAAA
This is a messenger RNA of Nematolebias whitei (Rio pearlfish), 1169 nucleotides long. It is a transcript of the gene mcur1, whose product is annotated as mitochondrial calcium uniporter regulator 1. Gene Ontology annotation, cellular component: mitochondrial inner membrane; mitochondrion. Gene Ontology annotation, biological process: calcium import into the mitochondrion; positive regulation of mitochondrial calcium ion concentration. The record is from RefSeq and is a predicted model, not a curated record. The coding region runs from base 28 to 960 and encodes 310 amino acids. The transcript has 9 exons. NCBI's taxonomy places the organism in Eukaryota, Metazoa, Chordata, Actinopteri, Cyprinodontiformes, Rivulidae.